AUGCUCGCUGCAAGGACGGUCCUGCUGCUCGUGCUGCUCCUCACCUUCUCCCUGCACUGCACCGUAGCCCACUUCACGCCCACCGAAUGCUGCUUCAAGUACGCGCAAAAACCCGUCCGACACAUACAGAGUUUCUACAAGACGCCCAGUGACUGCUCCAUGCCUGCAGUUGUGAUUGUGGCUGCCACAGGUGCUGAGGUCUGCGCCGACCCCAAAAAGCCCUGGGUGAAGAGAGCCAUGAAAAAGCUUCAAAGGAAAAAAUGA
Messenger RNA from Gavia stellata (red-throated loon), 264 nucleotides. RefSeq names its product C-C motif chemokine 5-like. Gene Ontology annotation, biological process: monocyte chemotaxis; positive regulation of GTPase activity; G protein-coupled receptor signaling pathway. The coding region runs from base 1 to 264 and encodes 87 amino acids. NCBI's taxonomy places the organism in Eukaryota, Metazoa, Chordata, Aves, Gaviiformes, Gaviidae. The record is from RefSeq and is a predicted model, not a curated record. The transcript is spliced from 3 exons. Gene Ontology annotation, molecular function: CCR chemokine receptor binding; chemokine activity. Gene Ontology annotation, cellular component: extracellular region.